Centropristis striata (black sea bass) is the source of this 5454-nucleotide messenger RNA. RefSeq names its product tubulointerstitial nephritis antigen-like 1 (gene tinagl1). The record is from RefSeq and is a predicted model, not a curated record. Gene Ontology annotation, biological process: proteolysis. Gene Ontology annotation, molecular function: cysteine-type peptidase activity; peptidase inhibitor activity. Gene Ontology annotation, cellular component: lysosome. The coding region runs from base 462 to 1889 and encodes 475 amino acids. NCBI's taxonomy places the organism in Eukaryota, Metazoa, Chordata, Actinopteri, Perciformes, Serranidae. The transcript has 12 exons.
UGCUGUUGGUUGUUGCUGCUGUUAGAGAAAGUGACAGUGGUAAGAAAAUACAAGAAGAAGAGCGAAUAAAGAUGAGGGCAAACUAUUUCACUUUCAGAUAGAAGGUUCUGGUCUGAUAAGGAGAGGGAAGGCGUGAUAGCAAAGGGAAAGAAGUGUAUGUGUGUGUAAGAGAGAGAGGGAGAGAGAGGGAGAGAGCACAGAUUUGAGCAGGAGGCAGUGAAGCAGGGGACAGGGCAGAGAGUGAAGGGGGUCGGGUGGGGGAGUGGUUAGCCCUUCUUACUGCCUGUAUAUAGAGAAGACAGAGUCUGAGUGAGCAGAUCCAGUGAGAGAGUGAGGGACAGACAGAGAAGAGAGACAGACUUUUUACCCUCUCUACCUGUGGAUGACUUCCUGAGCAACACUUCGGCAAAGUUUCUAUCGGAUUACAAAAGCAGGAUUUCUCUCUCGACUCCAGAUUUAUCAUGAAGCUCUUCCUGUUCGCUGUGGCGGCGCUGCUCCUAGUGGUGGGAGAGACCACUGCAGAAAGACUCCUGUCCAGAAGGACCAAGAGGGAGCUUGCCAGUCCGCUCCACGUUGGAGGCAUCAGGGACCCGUAUGGCUCCUACUGCCAGAGGAGAGGAGGCUGCUGCCCCGGCAGAGACGACUUGUGCACGGUCCCGUACCUGGACACCAUCUGCUACUGCGACCUGUUCUGCAACCGCACCGUCUCUGAUUGUUGCCCCGACUUCUGGGGUCACUGUCUCGGCGUGCAGCCACCUUUCAUAGGCACCUGCGAAAGAAAUGGAAACACAUUCUUUUCAGGACAAACAUACAAAGAAAACUGCAAUUUAUGCACAUGUGGGACCACCGGACGCUGGGAGUGUGAGCAGAACGCCUGUCUGAUGGAUCCUGACAUGAUCCACGCUGUUAACAGAGGCAACUAUGGAUGGAAGGCAGCUAACUACAGUCAGUUGUUUGGCAUGACUCUGGACGAGGGCAUCCGGUUCCGUCUGGGCACUCAGAGACCCUCCAGGACUAUCAUGAACAUGAAUGAGAUCCAGAUGAACAUGGAUCCUCAGGGUGACCGUCUGCCACUCUACUUCAACUCAGCAGAGAAGUGGCCCGGAAAGAUCCAUGAACCACUGGACCAGGGCAACUGUGCUGCAUCCUGGGCCUUCUCAACCGCAGCUGUUGCAUCAGACAGAAUCUCCAUCCAGUCAAUGGGUCACAUGACUCCUCAGCUGUCCCCUCAAAAUCUUAUUUCCUGCGACACCCGCAACCAGGGAGGCUGUGCCGGGGGCCGCAUCGACGGAGCCUGGUGGUACCUGCGCCGUAGAGGAGUGGUGACAGAAGACUGCUAUCCGUACCGACCCCCCCAGGACAGUCCAGCGGAGGUGGGCCGUUGUAUGAUGCAGAGUCGCUCGGUGGGCCGGGGGAAGAGGCAGGCCACGCAGCGCUGCCCCAAUACACACAACUACCAGAAUGACAUCUACCAGUCCACACCGCCAUACAGGCUCUCAUCCAAUGACAAGGAGAUCAUGAAGGAGAUUAUGGAUAAUGGCCCUGUGCAAGCUAUUAUGGAGGUCCACGAGGAUUUCUUUGUCUAUAAGAAUGGGAUAUACAAACACACUGACGUCAGCUUCACCAAACCUCCACAAUACCGCAAACACGGCACACACUCAAUCAGGAUCACUGGAUGGGGAGAGGAGAGGAACUUUGAUGGGACAUCAAAAAAAUAUUGGAUUGCUGCCAACUCCUGGGGAAAGAACUGGGGAGAGAAUGGCUACUUCCGUAUCGCUCGUGGGGACAAUGAGUGUGAGAUUGAAACGUUUGUGAUCGGUGUGUGGGGCCGGAUCACGAUGGAAGACAUGCACAACCAUCAUCACCACCAUCGUCGCCGACACAUUUAGAGACACACAACCGAUGUUAAAACCCAACAGAACUUUGUUUUUAAUCCCACCUGUAGAUGGUUUUUACCCCAGAGGAGAACCACACCAAGAGUCUCAGAACUUCAGCACAUCCCCUAACCCAUCAAGCUGGCUGGGACAGCCACAAAAUCAACCCCAGAGCCCCUAAACCUUAUCUUUUUAUACCUUACUUCACUCUGGGGAUCAAUACAACCCCUCUUCUCCUCCAUCUUCACCCUUUUAAGAGAACAACCCUCCCCAUGCUCCUGUAACUCAAUGUUUAUGGCACCAAAAACAAAACAACCAAGCUAAAGCUCUUUUUACGUCGCCUUACAACUAGGCACCUCAGGUACCUACUGAUCCAAAGACCACACUUCCCAGAAUCCUCAAUGUAACAUCUGGUGAAACAUGUUCUUGUCAAAGUUGGGUGAAGACAGAAGGAGAAGCUCAGUCUGAUCUUUUUAUUCUUCUUUGUGCUUCUUUGUCAACCUUUUUCUAAGUCUUUAAUUUUAACAGGCACAAUUUCAGAGGGACAGAAAAGAGGAAAUCUGAGAAACAGAUUAUCAGGCCCUUAUAGAGAAACACACCCAGCUGAAGUGUGUAACGUGAUAACAUACUAUAGAUGACCUUACUGACAUUUAUCUGUCAGCUAUACAGAGGCACAGUUCAGCUCAUUCCCUCAGUUUUAGAGAGGACACUUGGAUGGAGUUAGUAGCUGCAGGCAGUAGAGUUUCUCACACAUUCCAGUGAAAACUUAGAAUCUGAUGCUGGAAACAGGAGAUUUCAAGAGGAUUUACAUUGCCACUGGCCAUGACCAGCAAUCAAAAUGACUCCCAGUUUAUGAGAGAAAUUUAAAGGGACAAUUUAGGCUUGGUUUGUAUGGCGUACUUAUCUAUGGUCAGCGUAUUAUCUACAGUAGAUGGUGUUCAGCAUGCCUCCAGUUUAGAGAAGCAGGCAGAAUACUGACACAGAAGCUAAGUAAUGUGCUGCUGUGGAGGGAGGGGGGUGUACUAUGUAUUUUAGCCAAAAGGUCCCCUGUCAUGCUGCCCUUUUCCAUGGGGAAGUGAAGCCGUUCUACCCUCUGAAAAGCCACCAGACUGCUUUGACAAAAAACAGUAAUUUUAGCGUGUGGGUUGCUGGUCCACAGCUGCCUUGUUUAGUUAGUCUGUUUGUGUUACUGUGUAACGCUGGUGUUAAAGGGUUAGUUUGGAUUCACCGAAGUCACACAAUUACACAAACAAACUAACCGAUCGAGGCGGCUGUAGACCAGCAAUUCCCUGCUGUGAGAGGUAAAAUUAUUAUUUUUGUCAAAGGAGUCUGGUGGCUUUAAUGAGAGCACUACGGCUUCGGUUCCCUGUCAGAAAUGGCCGUCUAACAGCAAGGUAAAGCACUGAAAAUAUUCUUAAUAUAGCAUACACUUAAACACUUAAACACUGCCUGCUUCUCUAAACUGUGAGCCAUCUACUGACUGUGGAGAAGUACCUCAUACAACUCCACUUCAAUAAAUCUGAGCUGGUCCCUUUUAGAAGAGAAUCAGACUAAAUAUUUGCUUUUCUUCUACACAUUUAUUCAGUGUUAAUACAGAAAAUGAAGCAUGUAUGAUUUGGCUGCAGCUGAAGUAAAUCAUUUUCAGUCAUGCUUGAUUAAAAUAGUCACCAUGAACGAUGAACAUAUAAAUAAAAGCCAUGCUGCCAAUCCUGACCCCGCCAUCUCAUUUAAAAAGAUAAAACCCUGAAGCAUUAAGAGGUUAAAAAAGAUUGUAAUGCCUUAAAGAAACAGAGUUUUGACCACUGCAAAAGAAAGUGUUUGUGUAUAGUAGUCUUAAUUUGCUCUGUUCUAUGUACACUGUUACAAUUUGAGCUAAAAAAAAGUUAUUUUUUUGUUGCAGUUAUAUAUUGUGAAGUUUUAUUUUACUACUUGUUUUACGAUGUACUGUAUGUAGAAACUUUCAUAACACACUCAUCACUCAGUCGCUUUUCUGCUUGUGCUUCUACAUAGUUGUAACUGUUUGACCACAGCGAGGAGGACGAGGGGGAGAUACUGCUGCUAAAGUCCGGUCUGUGCUUCAGUGUUUGACUGCAGACUCUGUAGUUUGGUGCUUUUCAUGUGUAAUAAACAGCCACUUCCAACUAAUGCAGAAACACUUCACGUCACACAGGUUGCAGAUGAGCUGUUUGGCUUUUAUAUUUUAUAUUGUUUUCUGCUACUUACUCUGCAACUUAACAUGUUCCAACUUAUCAGCUGCACCGCUUUAUGAUGUCUUUAUAUUCAACCGAUUGCAGGCUUGCUGAGGGAUUCUCAGAUCUUUUGGGAGCACAGCCUCACUUGAAAAGGAAAGCUUGGUGUAUUUUUACCACUUACCUUAAAUUAAAUCCCAGUGUGCUUCAGCUGUAACUUCAAAAGGCUUUUCCAUUUCUAUAUCAUCACAUCUUGUGAUCUUUAAGGUCCCUCUAUCAUCUCCUUCAGGCGUGGAUAAGCAGAUAGCAUAAAAGCAAAGAUAGAUGUCAGGAUGGGCAGGCAAUGUGCAACGUGGUGGAUACGUUAGGAGUUAUUGCAUGUUUCUGACACGAGUCUUUGCUUUCAUUCUGAAGUGAGUGAGGGAGGCCAUCAAUAUGAGAUGGACAACAGCUUUUUCCAAUGUGAAACUGAGCUCUCUGGCCUGCAGUGGUUUAUGUUGAAAGGAAGGGAGUCUUCUUUUAUAUAUUGUAUCUGUGGACAUGUUGAUAUAGCUCCUUUACAAGAGAGAAUAGAUCAGUGGAAAAAACUUCAGUUGUUAGAUUGGUUUACAUAGCUGAAAGUGGACGGAUUAGCCUCAUUUGUUUCAUCAGAAGUUUGGAAGCCUUAUUAUUAAUUUAUAGAUAUUUCAUGACCUCCUCAAGAGCAGCAUCGAUUACAGAUGGGAGUUUCCACUGUUUUUACUGACUUGAGUUUGUACGAAACACUCACUGGCCGAGCUGACUAACUUCUGGUUUAUCCCUCUGUUGUUGCCGGACCGAAUGGAUCAAAUUUUGAUAGUUAAAUCAGUCUUUUUGCAGAGGUUUUGACGGCUAAAAUUUAUAGUCACUCCUUUUCCCAUAAUAUUGAGCAGGUUUUGGCCUCUCUCAUAGGGUUGUUUAAUACAGUAAUUAACUUGAUACAUUUCCACAAAAACACUUAAGAGUGUGAGUGACACAGAGAGAUAACUUCUGACGAGAAGUCAGUAAAAAGAGUUGUUUGUUUUCAAUUGAUUCACUCAUAACUCGCACAUCAUUAGCAUCAAUGUGAGUUGCAUCAGUUCUGUACUCACUGGUGUGUAUCAGCGUCCUGAGAAAAGCAGAAAAAUCACUGUUUUCAUGCAGAAGGAAUUAUUUGAAUCUGACCAAAGAUAGUCGAGAAUUUUUUGUCAGUUUAUUUAUUUUGUCGUUGGAUUAACAGUCAGUCAGAUUCAUUGUUAGCUUGGAUCGAGGCACUAUAUAUUAUGCCUGAUAUAUAGAAGAGGUAUAAAAAAAACCUCAAAGCAUUCUCCAUUAAAUGUUCAUGAACAACACGCGUGCCAUAUUAUUUAUUAAUAUUUUUAGUUCAAAUGGGA